Molecule: messenger RNA, 1110 nt
Organism: Arctia plantaginis
Lineage: Eukaryota; Metazoa; Arthropoda; Insecta; Lepidoptera; Erebidae
Source: the annotation of a GenBank genome assembly
AUGUGCAUACUGCUGUUAAGUAGCUUAGUGCGUAGUGGACAACCGGAGGAGCUGCGCGACAAUUUGACGGUGAGCGUGAUGAGCUUCGUGCCGACGCUGGAUGACGACGGCAAGCCCAUCGUGUGCCGCGCAGAGAACCCUAACGUCACCACACUUGUCAUGGAGACCACGUGGACCAUCAGCGUCGUCUAUCCUCCGGUGGUGCGGCUGCGGCUGGGCAGCUCGUUGGCGGCGGGUGACAUCAAGGAGGGCGAUGACGUUUAUUUCGAGUGCCACGUCCGCGCUAACCCUCCGGCCAGGAAACUCUCCUGGCUCCACGACGACCGGCCCCUAGCACACAACGCGAGCGCGAGGGUGUUCCACAGCAACCAGAGCCUGGUGCUGCAGAAGGUGACGCGACACAGCAGCGGCCGCUACGCCUGCUCCGCGCUCAACGCCGAGGGGGAGACUGUCUCCAAUGAACUGCACUUCAGAGUCAAAUAUUCUCCGUCGUGUCGGACGGGCGGCGUGUCGGUGGUAGGUGCGGCGCGUGGCGAGUCCGUGGUGAUAGUGUGCGAGGUGGACGCUGACCCGCCCGCCGCUGUCUUCAAGUGGAAGUUCAACAACUCGGGCGAGACCAUCGACGUCGCCGCUGAUCGCUACACCUCCAACGGCAGCGCGUCCAGUCUCAAGUACACGCCAGUAGCAGACCUCGACUACGGCACGCUCUCGUGUUCUGCCUCAAACGAGGUGGGCUCGCAACUUGCACCAUGCGUCUUUCAGAUGGUUGUCGCCGGUAAGCCCCACGCGCCACGCAACUGUACGCUGUGGAAUCAAACGACAGAUUCCGUUGAAGUGUCUUGUGUGGCGGGCUUCGACGGUGGCCUGCCACAAAAGUUCCUGCUAGAAGUGUACUCCGCAGACGGAGACAGUACGGCACCAAGAAUAAACUUAACAUCGGAAGAGCCGGUGUGGACGGUCCGCGGGCUGGAAUGGGACGUGCGCUUCCGUCUAUCCGCGGUCGCCUUCAACAGCAAGGGUCGGUCCGCGCCCGCGCGACUCGACGAUGUGCUGUUCAGGGACCCAGAAAAGAGAACAGGUAAUGACUACAGUAAACUGCAUCGCCUCUAA